AUGUUCGUAGUUAAUAUGGAAGCCAAGGUGGAGGAACGCUUCCUAAUGAUACAUCUUUUGAUGUUUGCAAAAUUGAGAAGAAAAACUCUACUCAAUAGAUUGUUGGAAGAGGGGCGUUUGUCAGAAGUUGGGAUCAUAGUAAUUGAUGAAGUUCACAUGGUUGGAGAUCAGCAAAGGGGGUAUCUGUUGGAACUCAUGUUGACAAAGCUUAGGUAUGGAGCUGGUGAAGGCAGGUUGGAGUUUUCAAAAGGAGAAUGUUCAGGGUCAAACAGUGGGAAAAGUGACCCCACUCAUGGUCUUCAAAUUGUUGGAAUGAGUGCCACUUCACCUAAUGUCAAUGCAGUUGCUAAUUGGCUUCAAGCAGCUUUGUAUCAGACAAAUUUACGACCUGUUGUGGCAGCUGGAUACACCUCAGAAGAGUUAUACACUGAAACAAGUGGCUUGGUGGUUCCAUUGUUAAUGAAAGCUAUUUGA
Lactuca saligna is the source of this 474-nucleotide messenger RNA. The record is from the annotation of a GenBank genome assembly. Lineage: Eukaryota; Viridiplantae; Streptophyta; Magnoliopsida; Asterales; Asteraceae.